GAGAAUUCCCGCAACCGGGAACACGAGGCUGGUGCAGGGACCCAGCCCCUCUCCCAGCCCAGCGCUGCCCAACCAGAGGCCGGUUGGGAUCCGGAUCCUGCUCACAGAACCCCGCACCGCCUCAGCCCCCUCCCCUUCUCUCUCCACCCCCCCCCCCUUCCCGCUCUCUCCCCAUUGAUGUGGGCGGCACCCAGGAGCCGGUUCCUCGCGACCUUUUCGGAGGGGAGGGAAGCGCCUUUCCGCCUCUUUCCUGCGCUCGCGUCCUCCUUGCGCUUUCCUCCCGGCUCCGAUCCGAAGCACGAGAAGGUGAACAAGCAGAGAAGGCAACAAUGAACGUUGAACAUGAAAUCAGCCUUUUAGUGGAAGAAAUUCAGCGACUGGGGACCAAAAAUCCUGAUGGGACGUUGAGUGUGAAGUUUGGAGUACUCUUUGCUGAUGAAAAGUGUGCCAAUCUUUUUGAAGCUUUAGUGGGGACUCUGAAAGCUGCAAAACGAAGGAAGAUUGUUAGUUAUCCUGGAGAACUGCUUUUGCAAGGAGUUCAUGACAAUGUUGAUAUAUUGUUACUGCAGAAUUAAUUUAGCUAGAAUCUCCUUAGCUCCAUAACAUUAUUGCUUUCCCCACCGUUCGCCGGCUAAAAGACUAUACAAAGUUCUAUCAGACCAAUGCAUGUUUGCAUGAAGGUGUAUUUUCCUAUCUUUCUAACAAAAAGAAAAUGUUUUUCUUUGGGAAACCUUUUUGAAAUUAUUUUGUGAAUUGAUCACAAUAAAAUGAUAUAAGAACCUUA
Anolis carolinensis (green anole) is the source of this 784-nucleotide messenger RNA. RefSeq names its product ABRA C-terminal like (gene abracl). The coding region runs from base 330 to 575 and encodes 81 amino acids. The record is from RefSeq and is a predicted model, not a curated record. Gene Ontology annotation, biological process: regulation of actin filament-based process. NCBI's taxonomy places the organism in Eukaryota, Metazoa, Chordata, Lepidosauria, Squamata, Anolidae. The transcript is spliced from 3 exons.